Messenger RNA from Macrosteles quadrilineatus (aster leafhopper), 1970 nucleotides. RefSeq names its product probable asparagine--tRNA ligase, mitochondrial (gene AsnRS-m). Gene Ontology annotation, cellular component: mitochondrion. Gene Ontology annotation, biological process: asparaginyl-tRNA aminoacylation. The record is from RefSeq and is a predicted model, not a curated record. Gene Ontology annotation, molecular function: ATP binding; asparagine-tRNA ligase activity; nucleic acid binding. The transcript is spliced from 4 exons. NCBI's taxonomy places the organism in Eukaryota, Metazoa, Arthropoda, Insecta, Hemiptera, Cicadellidae. The coding region runs from base 366 to 1826 and encodes 486 amino acids.
UUUCAAGCUUUUCAGCGUUUCAGCUAUAUGGAUGGAGUAUUAAUGGACUGGUGACUGGUGGUGGCAGCUGUCCCUAGAGAAUAAGAGGUUCUGUGCUGCUGAUUGUUUACGCGUCUAACUGUAGUUUUUGUUAAUAGAAAGUUAAAACUUUUUUUUACCGUAACAUAUAUGAAUCAAUGUGUUUCACAAGUUUCUAAUUUCAGUUUUAUGUCAUAUUUUCUAAAGCUGGGCACUGACGGUUUCAUUCUUACGGAUGAAAUAGGUUAGGUUUUGACGAUUUUGCUAUUCAGUCUUAUUUUAUCUUAUUCAUAUAUCAAUAUAACUCUACCAAAACCUUUAUCCCCUAAAACAUAAUUGCCACUACAAUGUUAAAAAAAUUUGGUACUUCUAUGUGUGUUUGUUAUAAAAGCUUAAAGGGGUUUCAUCAUAUUUCAAGAUGUACAAUCUUCACUAGAGUAAAGAAUGUUUAUCAGGCGAAGGAAUCAGUUGGUGGAAAGGCAGAAAUAAAGGGCUGGGUGAAGGCUAUUAGAAAAUUUAAAGAAUACACCUUUGUAGAUAUUGACGAUGGUUCUUGGCCUAAAAGUCUACAAAUAACGGUUCCUAAAGAUAGUGUUCCUGAAGGCUUAACAUAUGGAUCCUCUAUUAAAGUAAACGGUCAGUUAAACAUAAAUCCUAACAAACAAUUGGAGCUGAUACCAGACAAAAUUGAAGUGAUUGGACCAUGUGUGGUUAUGGACGGUUAUCCGUUUGCUCCAAGGAAAUCUUAUCAACCUGAAUAUGUGCGUCAAUUUAUUCAUUUAAGGCCUCGAACACGUACAUUCAGCUCCCUCCUCCGAGUGAGGCAUCAUACUGCUAGAGCUUUAGAUCAGUAUUUUGAUGACUUAAGCUUCAUCAAGAUCGACGUCCCUGUUCUCACUUCCAAUGAUUGUGAGGGAGCUGGUGAAGUGUUCUCAGUCACACCGGACAGUAAGCAGUUGUUGAAAGAAAUGGCUCCACCUGUAGUCGUAUCACCUGAAGAAGUAUUUUUCAAUGGUAAAACCUUCUUGACUGUUUCCGGUCAGUUACAUUUAGAAGUCGCUGCUCGGGCUAUAGGAAAUGUAUACUGCUGCGGCCCAACUUUCAGAGCUGAAAACUCCAAAUCUCGUUUGCAUUUAGCUGAGUUCUACAUGGCUGAAGCAGAAAUUGCAUUUGCUGAUGAUUUAAAGGAAAUAUUAAUUGUCAUGGAAGGUCUAGUCAAACACAUAUGUCAAUAUCUGAUGGAAAAUGCUGCUGAAGACUUGGCGUUAUAUUCAAAGAUGCAGCAAACAGAAGGAAUCUUAAAUGUAGAACAGAUUCUCAAAUCCCCUUUCGCUGUAGAUACGUAUGAUAAUGUUUAUAGGAUUUUGGAAAGUCGUAGUGAUCAAUUUAGUCAGCCAUUAGUCAAAGGCCAACCUUUGAGUAAAGAACAUGAACUUUUUCUAGUCAAACACAAUGAAAACACUCCUAUAUUUGUGGUGGAAUGGCCAGCUGAAACCAAGCCAUUCUAUAUGAAAGCUGUUGAUGAUAGUUCUAAGAAGGUUCACGCAGUAGACUUGCUGUGUAAUAAUGUUGGGGAACUUUGUGGUGGCAGCUUGAGAGAAGACGAAUAUAACAUUUUGGAGGCAAAACUUAAAGCUCAUAAUCUGGAAGAAAAACUAGCCUGGUAUUUAGAAUUGAGAAAAUUUGGAAAUGUACCCACAGGGGGUUUUGGAAUGGGAUUUGACCGGCUUCUCCAAGUAAUUCUUGGUAUCCCAAACAUUAAAGAUGCAAUCCCGUUUCCCCGAUGGCCUCACAACUGCAAACUCUAGUUCCACAACCUUAACCUUUCCAUCCAAGCUCAGACAAUAAAAUAAUGAGAAUUGUGUUCUUAUUUAGAUAAUUUCACAAUCACUGGGUGGAAAAGACACAUAAUCAAUUAGUAUAGUAGUAAAAUAUACUUUUGUCUACUUAAA